Cercocebus atys (sooty mangabey) is the source of this 930-nucleotide messenger RNA. It is a transcript of the gene CASP14, whose product is annotated as caspase 14, apoptosis-related cysteine peptidase. NCBI's taxonomy places the organism in Eukaryota, Metazoa, Chordata, Mammalia, Primates, Cercopithecidae. The record is from RefSeq and is a predicted model, not a curated record. Gene Ontology annotation, biological process: proteolysis. The transcript has 7 exons. Gene Ontology annotation, cellular component: cytoplasm. Bases 211 to 930 code for a protein of 239 amino acids.
AGACCAGGCCUCUCAGGAGAAACCCUGGGAGAUUCCACACUGUCAGCCCCUUCUCCAAGAUUAGCACGUGGGCCUGACUCCUCCUCGGUGCCCAGCUCUGUACUGGCAACUAGCAGAGUAGCGACCUUGAACUUGGCCUUGAGGAACAGCUGCCUCUAGAGUCGGAUCAGACAAGGGUGCUGAGAGCUGGGGCUCACAACCAAAGGAGAAAUGAGCAAUCUGCGGUCUUCGGAGGAGGAGAAAUAUGAUAUGUCAGGUGCCCGCCUGGCCCUAACACUGUGUGUCACCAAAGCCCGGGAAGGUUCCGAAGAAGACCUGGACGCUCUGGAAUACAUGUUUCAGCAGCUGAGAUUCGAAAGCACCAUGAAAAGAGACCCCACUGCCCAGCAAUUCCAGGAAGAGCUGGAAAAAUUCCAGCAGGCCAUCGAUUCCCGGGAAGAUCCCAUCAGUUGUGCCUUCGUGGUACUCAUGGCUCACGGGAGGGAAGGCUUGCUCAAGGGAGAAGAUGGGGAGAUGGUCAAGCUGGACAAUCUCUUCGAGGCCCUGAACAACAAGAACUGCCAGGCCCUGCGAGCCAAGCCCAAGGUGUACAUCAUACAGGCCUGUCGAGGAGAACAAAAGGAUCCUGGUGAAACAGUAGGUGGAGAUGAGAUUCUGAUGGUCACCAAAGACAGCCCCCAAACCAUCCCAACAUACACAGAUGCCCUGCACGUCUACUCCACGGUGGAGGGAUACAUCGCCUACCGACAUGAUCAGAAAGGCUCGUGCUUUAUCCAGACCCUGGUGGAUGUGUUCACGAAGGGCAAAGGACAUAUCUUGGAGCUCCUGACAGAGAAUGUUUCCAAGGAAGUAUGCGGACACAGAAAUGUCACUUUUCAGAACUAUAAGGGACAUUGGAGGUGGACUAGUUACAACAUCAAAGACAUUUAG